AUGGUUAAUCUGUCGUAUCAGGGAGCGGUUAACGCGCUGAUCUCAUGGCUGGCACUGGUCCUUCCAGGCGAUGAAGAGGUCGCUGCCGUGAAAUAUCAAGCUCCGUCGCGUGUUCCAGCCUCGUGCCCGGAUUACAAUGACUACUCGCAAACACCUCAUGGACCAUACUCUGACGGCACUUUGGGUCUGCCCAGUAUGCGCCCAGAGCCAGAAUGCCGAACUUUCCACAGUGAAGCGAUGGAGAGAGUCAUCUCAGAUAUGAGAGAGCGAUUGGAAGACCCCGAUCUGGCCAUGUUGUUCGAGAACUCCUUCUCGCAGACUAUCGACACGACCGUGCAAUACUUUGAUGAGGAGAAGAACCUUGCUUUCAUCGUCACUGGGGACAUCACAGCACAGUGGCUUCGUGACACCGGAAACCAAUUCGCCCAUCUGUACCAGCUUCUGCCACAUGACGAGAAACUCCAAGCGCUUGUCAAGGCAGUGAUCAACACAGAGGCUCGAUACAUCCACCAGUUUCCUUACUGUGGAGCGUUCCAACCUCCUCCGGAAUCGGGACUAGCUCCUACCUUCAACGAAUAUGCGUACAAAGUCGAUAUCCACCCUCCGGUUGACAACCAGACAGUCUUCGAGUGCAAGUACGAGCUCGACUCGCUCGCCGGAUUCCUCAAGAUGGCCCACAGGUAUUACAAAUAUACUUCGGACGACUCAUUCAUCAACGACAACUUCAAAGCGGCGAUGCACUCCAUCAUGACUUUGAUCGAGCACGAAUCCUUGCCAACAUGGGAUGAUGAUUUCAACGUGGUCAGCUUUUACAGUUUCACUGGUCUCCCAGGAUCGCCAUCUCCAUCUGUCAAGAAUGACGGAGUCGGAGAGCCUCGUGCUGGAAAUGGUCUCGUCGCGACUCACCACCGACCCUCUGACGAUCUCUGCGUUUACCCUUACAUGACUAGUGACAAUGCCAUGCUAGCCGUGGAGUUGGAGAACAUUGCUCAAGUGCUUGAGGCUACGGGAACCAUGGAACACGUUGCAACCGCCGCCCAGGAACGAGCCAAGACCAUCCGUGAAGCGAUCUGGGCGCACACUAUCACUCCCAGUGGCAUCUUCGCCUACGAGACCGAUGGAUUCGGAUCCAUCUCCAUCAUGUCCGAUGCAAAUGUGCCGGAUCUGGUGUCCCUGCCCUACAUCGGUUUCCUCGACAGGAGUGACGAAACAUACCAGCGUACGAAGGCGGCCAUGUUCUCAAGGCAGAACCCUUACUAUGGGGAAGGAGGCGGAUUCAAAGGCUUCGGAGGACCUCACGCCGGUCUCGCUCAUCCAUGGCCUAUGAGUCUGGUGUCUGGCAUCUACGGCACGGAUGACGACGAAGAAAUCAAAGGCCGUCUUCAGAUGCUUUUGAACAGCACAGCGGGUCUCGGACUGAUCCACGAGAGUGUCAACAUCCAUGACAUGAGCGAUUUCACCAGGCCAUGGUUCGCGUGGGCAAACAGCUACUUUGCGGAAAUGAUCCUCGACCUCGCAGAGCGGAAGCCACACUUGAUCUUUGCGGAUGCUCAACCAUACGUACCGGGAACAUCCUGGAACUGA
Messenger RNA from Kockovaella imperatae, 1584 nucleotides. Its product is annotated as DUF1237 domain protein. The record is from RefSeq and is a predicted model, not a curated record. The transcript is spliced from 9 exons. NCBI's taxonomy places the organism in Eukaryota, Fungi, Basidiomycota, Tremellomycetes, Tremellales, Cuniculitremaceae. Gene Ontology annotation, biological process: carbohydrate metabolic process. The coding region runs from base 1 to 1584 and encodes 527 amino acids.